Messenger RNA from Xenia sp. Carnegie-2017, 2208 nucleotides. RefSeq lists its product as uncharacterized. The record is from RefSeq and is a predicted model, not a curated record. The transcript has 2 exons. Lineage: Eukaryota; Metazoa; Cnidaria; Anthozoa; Malacalcyonacea; Xeniidae. Gene Ontology annotation, molecular function: protein binding. The coding region runs from base 276 to 1169 and encodes 297 amino acids.
GAAGAUUAUUGGCAAGGGAUUUAUUGAAACAAGGAAAGUUUGUUUGGUUUGAGGAUUUAGACACAACAUAUUUAACAAACCAUCAUCAUUUGACUGUCUCAUUACGUGCUAACGUUACAUCUCUUUGUGUGUCGUCCAAUGAAGAACUUCUUGCUGUAGGAUAUGAAAAUGGUCAAAUAUCUAUUUUUGAACUUCCUGAAUUUGAGCAACGAUGCACUCUCGGCACUGCACUUGAUGAUUCAAGGUUCGAUAAGUGGGAUAAUGUUAACACAAUUAUGUCCCUGUAUGACAUCUAUGACUAUUCAACAUUAAAGAAAUCCUGUUUCGUACAAGGAAACAUCUUUUGUUGCUCCUUUUCACCUACCGGAAAUAGACUGGUAACUAGUGAUGGAUCUACUGAAGUAAAGUUGUGGGACGUUAACAAUGGACGUUUGUUAUUAUGUUUACAGUCAGAUGAUGUCGUUAAUCGUUGCUCUUUCUCAGGUUCUGGUUUGUUUAUUACAGCAAGAAAUGAUGGAGGUUUUCAGUUUAAGUUCACUGCAUGGAAUUCAUUAACCUUGCAAAGAAUUGAUCGACGCUGUGUUGUUGAUUACCAAAAACUACAAUGCACCGAUAAAUCUUCAGAGUUCUUUGUUACAGUCUUUGGAUAUUGUUCGUAUGUUUUUCAAUUCCCAAAGGCAUUCGAUAUUUUUGCAAGAAAAAAUAGGUAUUCACUAUCUUCAAAUUCAAAGACAACCCACGAUCAAGGAGAAAUCGAGUUUUGUUUACCAAAUGUUAGUUGUCCAUGUGUUCGUAGGAAUCUUAACAAAGUCCAUCCAAUCUCGUUUAAGGAAUUUUACGUUGUGCCGUAUUUUUCCAAGCUUAAAAUUUUCAAAACUGAUCAUCUUUGGAGACCUUCAUUUAUCUUUGAGAAAUUGAAAAUUAAAUGUUGUUGUUUUUCACCGGAUGGAUCUUUUUUGGCUGCUUUCGCUGUUGGUGACCACGUCAACAUUCAUAUUUGGAGCAUUGAACGUUGCACUAUUAUUCAAACUGUACCAAUGCAACUGAAGAAUGCAUUAGGAUGUUGGUGGUCAGAUGGUUUACUGUGGAUAUGGGAUGGUUCUGAUCAUCUUAUGAAGAUAUCAACUUCGUCUGAAAAUUUUGUAGAUUCUAUCAGACAAAGAAAUUAACAUUGGAUUUAAACCUAAGAAAAUCUUAACAUUUGGUGAUGUCUUAGUUUGUAUUGACGAACAAGAUUUUGUUCAAGUUGUUAGAAUUACCAAGGGUGAGAUACAAUACAACAAAAGACUUCCUGUCGAUAGUUCAAAAUUUAAAGCAGCAGCUGUAUCACCUGAUACUUCUGUUAUUUUAACUGUAAACAAAACAGAAUACACAUUAUGGAAAUGGGAAAAUAACAACAAUGAACUUUACUUGAAACCUUGGCAUACUGAAAAAAUACCCAUAACAACUGUCAUUAAAAAAUUUGUUCCACAACAGGUAACUGUAACUGAUCUAGAGUUCACUUGCUGUAUAAGUGAUAGUAAACAAGCAGUCAUGGCAUUUUUUAAAGGCAUCAAAAUUAAGGACAUUUAUGUAAUUAAUGUUCACAAGAAUGGUGAUGUGAAUGCCAUUUUGCAUGAUGUCGGGAAACUAUAUUUGGAAUCCAACCUAGUCGUACACAAGUCUUAUUGCAUUGUAGUGUCUUUUGAGUCAUUGCUUGCUGUAGAUGUAAAGAGUGGUGAAAUUUGCGCUGAAUUUCACGAAGGAGAAUAUUUUAUGACUAAUAUAACUAUUCAAUCCAACACAGGAACUAUAGCUUUAGUGCAUGGUUAUUGUUGCAGAAUUCAAAUUUUAAAACUUAAUGUUCCUGAAUAAAUACAUCAACUCAAACUUUGAUAGUAAAUUCAAAAACCUGUUGAGAAAAUUGCACAUAGAUGUUGAUGGUCGUAAGGAUGGUUGCUUGUUUCCACCUACUAUAGUUUUCUACAGAAGAAGUAUACUUAUUCCACCAGGCAAUCUUUAAAAAAUUAUUUAUAUUUACCAAAAAUAAAUUUGGACCAAUUUUGCAAAAGAUCUUUUAAAUUUAUCGGUACUAUUUCUUGGAAUGUCUUACUUCCUGCUAUUAAAGAUUGUAAAAUAAUAUCUAUGUUUUGCAAUAAUCUGAAACGAUAUAUAAUUGCUUUUUAUAACACAAAUGACUUGUAAUUAAAAAGAGAGCUUCUAUACUAA